GGGCGGUAGCUCGCUCUCUUCCCUGAACCGGCUGCUGCACUCGUCACCUGGCCGGAGCUGUGAUGUCCUCGCCUCGGAUUCGCGUGUUCUCCUCGGCCCGAGAGCUGGGGCCGGCCCUGGGGCAGUUCGUGCUGGCGUCCGCCAGCCAGGCGGUGCAGAGCCGCGGGCGCUUCGCCGUGUCGGUGUCGGGCGGCGGGCUGGUGCAGCUGCUGUCGGCCGAACUCCCGGCCGCCCUGGACCGGGAGUCGCGGCAGCCGGGUGCCGACUGUAAAAACUGGGUCCUCGGCUUCUGCGACGAGCGGCUGGUCCCUUUCGAGGACCCGGAGAGCACCUGUGGCCUGUACCGGAAGCACCUGUUCUCCAAGAUCUCCAUUCCUAAUAACCGCGUGGUCGCUAUUAACCCAGCGCUGCCCGUGGAUGAAGCAGCGGACAAGUACGCGGAGAGACUGAGAGAGAUGUUUCCAAGUGAUAAUAUACCAGUCUUUGACUUGCUGAUCCUGGGAAUUGGUCCCGAUGGGCACACCUGCUCUCUCUUCCCAGAUCAUCCCCUGCUGCAGGAGCAAAGUAAAAUCAUUGCUCCAAUUAGUGACUCUCCUAAGCCACCUCCGAAACGUAUAACUAUGACGCUGCCCUUACUUAACGCUGCCCGGUGUGCUGUCUUUGUUGUGACCGGUGAGAGUAAGGCACCAGCCUUAAAGGAUAUUCUGGAAAGCCACAAGGAAAAUCCAUUACCUGCUGCCCGAAUCCAGCCAGCCAACGGGGAGGUGCACUGGUUUAUCGAUGAGGCUGCCGCAAGCAAGCUGACUAUUGAGGUGGACCGGACGCAUCAAUAGACACAUGCCCGUACUCUUUCAUUACACAAGGAUGUGGGCGAAUGGGUCAGGAUCUGUCAGGCUAAUUUUUAUUUAAUCAAUCCCAAACAAUCUGCAAAAGUGGAGUAACCUUUGGGAAUCGUAGAUUGGUUUUGAUUUGUCAAAAACAGACUUGGUAUCAAAGAAGAUGCUGUCUGUAUUUGGCCUGAGAACUGUUGAUCAUUGCUUUGGCAUAGCUGAACCAACAAAUUCAAAAAGUAAAGCUGGGGAAAUAAACACUGAAUUGGUUGUAAACAGAAUUGUUUAAAUUUGAAACUUUAUUGUCCACAUUCUAGGUUUUUUUAUAUUUGUUUUCUUUUGGCGGUCAAUCUUGUCUCUUUGCCUGAAGUAUUUCCUUCAGUAGUUUAAGGAUUCCAUUUUGUAUUUUGGGUCCAAACAGACUGUCAGAUGUAUUGCCAUUCUACCAUUUACCAGUAAUGGAGUAGCAUUUACGUCUAAUCCACACUAAUAUUUGAGGGUAUUAGUUUUACUAGUGUUUAGGGGAAUGGAACUGAUCUAAUAGAUUUAGAAAUAGAAAAUGUUUACACAGGUGGUCUGAUAGCAUUUGUGGAGGGAGAAAUAGACCAGAAAUCUUGUUCUCCCUUCACAGACUCUACUUGACUUGCUAAGAUUUUGUUUUUGACAUUUCCAGAUGCUGCAGUAGUUUUGUUUUUGGUGGUCUCGCAGUAAAUCAUGAAUUUGUGCCAGUUUCCAUGUCUGACCUAAACUGCUGUGUAUUUUAACAGGAUAUUUGUAAGUGUGCAUUAAACUAGUUGUUUUGGUUGUACAUAACCAAACUAUGACCUGCACUUGCUGACUAGUCCUUUCAUUGAUAAAUUAUAUGGCUACAUUUGUACUAACCUCUGGCUAAAGUAACGCAUUGCCAGGAAUAGACAAUAGGUGCAGGAGUAGGCCAUUCGGCCCUUCGAGCCAACGCCGCCAUUCACUGUGAUCAUGGCUGAUCAUCCACUAUCAGUAUCCAGUUCCUGCCUUAUCCCCAUAACCUUUGAUUCCACUAUCUUUAAGAACUCUAUCCAUCUCUUUCUUGACAGCAUCCAGAGACUUGGCCUCCACAGCCUUCUGGGGCAGAGCAUUCCAUAUAUCCACCACUCUCUGGGUGAAAAAGUUUUCCUCAACUGCGUUCUAAAUGGCCUACCCCUAAUUCUUAAACUGUGGCCUCUGGUUCUGGACUCCCCCAUCAGCGGGAACAUGCUUCCUGCCUGCAGCGUCUCCAAUCCCUUAAUAAUCUUAUAUGUUUCAAUAAGAUCCCUUCUC
Mobula hypostoma (lesser devil ray) is the source of this 2126-nucleotide messenger RNA. It is a transcript of the gene pgls, whose product is annotated as 6-phosphogluconolactonase. The record is from RefSeq and is a predicted model, not a curated record. Gene Ontology annotation, molecular function: 6-phosphogluconolactonase activity. NCBI's taxonomy places the organism in Eukaryota, Metazoa, Chordata, Chondrichthyes, Myliobatiformes, Myliobatidae. The transcript has 5 exons. Gene Ontology annotation, biological process: pentose-phosphate shunt; carbohydrate metabolic process. Bases 63 to 833 code for a protein of 256 amino acids.